Messenger RNA from Acytostelium subglobosum LB1, 1233 nucleotides. RefSeq lists its product as hypothetical. Lineage: Eukaryota; Evosea; Eumycetozoa; Acytosteliales; Acytosteliaceae. The record is from RefSeq and is a predicted model, not a curated record. Gene Ontology annotation, biological process: ribosomal large subunit assembly; rRNA processing. Gene Ontology annotation, molecular function: 5S rRNA binding. Gene Ontology annotation, cellular component: nucleolus. The annotation marks the transcript as partial. The transcript has 4 exons.
AUAACCAUGGUGCACAUAAAGAAUAAGAAACAGAGAGCAAGAAAGGAGGUGUCUGAGAUUCUAAAGGAUGUACAAGAGCAAGAGAUUGUCAAUCAACUGAAACAUGGCAAGCCUGUUGAUCAAUUGGUUGAUGAACAAUUGUUCACAAUCAGCAAGAAGCCUGAUGUAGUACCAAGAUCAACUAGAGAGUUAAAGAAGUUGGAGGCUAGAAAUAAGAUUACAUACGUUCAAAAGUUGUUGUCACCUAAUGUUAAUGUGGACCCGAUUGCAAAGGAUGUAGUGGGCAGUGCACCAAAGCUACCAGAGAUGAAGUUGUUGAAGAGAUUGACAAAGACAGUGAUCAGGAAGAAGAACAUCAAUAACGUCGACGACAAUAUGGAGGAUGACGACAGCUUCCUCGACGACGAUCUAAAGCAAAAGAAGGACAAUAAGUUGAGGAGAAAGAAGUUUGACGAUAUAUGGCACAACGCUGACAAGCCCGUCGUGGUGGAGGAGCCUCACUUUGUCAAGGACGAGGUCAAGGUGCAGAUAUUCGCCCCACCCAAGCACAAGGCGCUGGUCAAGGAUGCCAAGGCACUCGAGCUGCCCAAGGCAGGUCUGUCGUACAACCCCGACAAGGCCGAGCAUCAGACCGUCAUCCAGGACGCAGUGGCUAUCGAGCUGUACGCUCAAAAGUACGUCGACAAGAUCAGGAAGGGCUUCGAGGUCGAGCAGAUCAAAUAUCCAAAGACUGUGCAUUCGGACGAUGAUAAGGAGGACGACGACGAGGACGAGGAGGGACAACUCAAUGCAAUGAACGAGCGAGUGACCAGGAAGGAGAAGAACAAGAGAAGGAGAAGAGCAGAGGAUAACAAGCGACAGAUGGCCAAGUUGCAACUAAAGAAGCAGUCCAAGGAGCUUGAUCGCUCCGCAGACAUGGCUGCCGAGAUUGCCAAGAAUGAAGAACUGAUAGCGGCCAGAAGAGUCGAGCGUACAAAGACAGAGAAGCUCAAGGAGGGCUUGACCAAGAAGGUUGGAAAGUAUGUCAUUGCCACCGAGACUGAACCAGUCCUGUUGGCUGAUGAGUUGCCAAAGUCAUUGAAGAACCUUAAUAAUCCACAAUUCAAUCCACUCAUGGAUAGAUACAAGAGUUUGCAAAAGAGAAACAUUGUGGAGGCAUCUGGACCAAAGGGCGAGAAGAAGGAAGCAUGGAAGAAGGUAUACACAAGGAACUCAUACCAUAACUCUAAUCCA